AUGGAUAAAUGGGAUCCUCUAUUGGUCAAUACACUAGCCGCAACGCGACCCGUUAUCCUUAUUGACUAUGUCGGGGUCGGAAAAAGUGUGGGCAAAGUCGCAACCUCAUUCAAAGACUCAGCCGACGACAUGAUUGCUGCCUUAAUUCAGAUUGGUGUCAAAGAAGUCGACAUCCUCGGCUUCUCGAUCGGAGGCUUCGUUACCCAGAUGGUCGCAUUGAACGCGCCAGCCAACAAGCUGAAGGUCCGCAAGAUAGUCCUCUGCGGUACAGGUGCUAGUGCUGGCCCCGGAAUCAAGCUCUCGCCCAACAACUACAUGCCGGCUGCUACCACAGAGAAGAUUGACUUGGUCAACUUCAAAGAGUUGUUCUUUGCACACAACCCCGCGGGCGAGAAACACGCUGAGGAGUGGUGGGCCCGUCUCUCGGAGCGAAACGAGGCGACCAGCGGUGAGGCGCCUAGCCAGUGGCUCUCCUGGGGCUUCACGGAUGAUGGAGAGGGUUUGAAGAACCAAGGCAUCUCCAUUGAGAAGUUCCUGACCGCGGAGACCAGCCAGGGGGUUGAAGGAUCCUAUGGCCGGCUCCCAAGCUUCGACAUUCCUGUCCUCAUUGCCAACGGGUCGACGGUGCCCAACGGCCGCCUCCUUGUGUACCCAGACAGCGGCCACGGCUUCCUCUAUCAGUACGCUGAAUCAUUUGGCAAGUUGGUUGCUCAUUUUCUUGACGAAUAA
Molecule: messenger RNA, 729 nt
Organism: Trichoderma virens Gv29-8
Lineage: Eukaryota; Fungi; Ascomycota; Sordariomycetes; Hypocreales; Hypocreaceae
Exons: 2
Coding region: 1-729 (242 amino acids)
Source: RefSeq, a predicted model, not a curated record